This is a messenger RNA of Cyclocybe aegerita, 768 nucleotides long. NCBI's taxonomy places the organism in Eukaryota, Fungi, Basidiomycota, Agaricomycetes, Agaricales, Hemipholiotaceae. The record is from the annotation of a GenBank genome assembly.
AUGCCGGCUGCAAAGUCACUCUUCCCGUCCGCUUCCAAUCUCAUUAUCAUAGGCUCGCCCCUUCUCCCUGCCACCUUCCCCGGCAUGCUUCGCGCAGCUGGAGCAUCGCAGAAUGACCGUAGUACCCUGAAAGCUGUUGUCAGCGGCCAUAUCCAGGGUUCCGUCGUCUCUCUCAGGUUCACCGAGCCAGUCACCCCCUUGAAAGCCGUUCUUAAAUGGGCGCAGACCAACAACGGAGAUAUGACCUCCAUCGAGAUGCUCAGGAAUGAGGCGAGCAUCUAUAAGCAAGAGCUUCUGCCUCUCCAAGGCACCAUUGUUCCGAGGUGCUAUGGGUACUACGAGGGCACUACCAAUGAUAGCCGCGUUCGGUUCGCGGGCUUGCUCUUGGAGGAGCUCCCAUGCAAGCCCAAGGAGAACUGCACGAGGUCGGCUGAAUACCACCGUCGUCUGAUGAUAGCGUUCUGCAAAAUUCACGAAGCGGGGAUCCAGCACCACGGCGUGAUGGACUCGCGGCACUUCAUUACCGACGGAGGCUCAGCACCAAAAAUAGUCAGUUUUUCUCUGGCUACUAGACACAAUUGUGCUGGUUGCCCCCCAGCCGACAGUGCGGGGAAUAUCCCGCAAGGAACGGCCGUUUGCCUGGAGCUUCAGCUGUUGGAGGUGCACUAUGGCUCGAAGACGAUUGAGAGGGAGGAGCUGGAUGGAAGGACCUCUCGCCUCGCGAAGUGGGAGAGGCUGGGGUAUCGUCUCAUCCCGGAUGCUUUUUAA